Molecule: messenger RNA, 1107 nt
Organism: Mangifera indica (mango)
Lineage: Eukaryota; Viridiplantae; Streptophyta; Magnoliopsida; Sapindales; Anacardiaceae
Exons: 3
Coding region: 493-1107 (204 amino acids)
Source: RefSeq, a predicted model, not a curated record
GCUCCGUUACGUUGCAAGUUUAGAAGCUGCUCCGUUACAAAAGCACUACAGCUAAUAAAUUCUUUGCUUAAAAACGCAAUUCUAUACCAAGAAACAACAAAGAGAGUAAAUCCCACAAUAUGAAAUCGAUUCUCAGUUCACGUUUGAUUGAUUCACACUCUUCGCUUCCUAGAAUCUUGUUGUAAAUGCUCUUAUGCUACUUGUUUUAACUGUUUUUUUGGUUCUUUUCUAAAUAACUUGGCCGAGUUUUGUGUUUGUCUUUUUGUGAAUUUGCUUUUGUUUUCUUUAGUGUACGCUUGUUUGUCAUCUGGGUUUUUAUAUAUUUUUUCUUUUCUUUAACUGUUUGGCUUCUUUUCGUAACGCUAGAUGAAAAUGUGCUUGAAAUAUCCGGUUUUAGGUUGUGAAAUUAUCUUUAAAGAGUGUGAUAUUGACCCCAUUAGAUUAGAGCGUGGAAAAAAGAAUGUGAUCUUCUCAAUAAUUUGAGACAGUAAAAUGGCUGCGUCUAAAAACGGGAGAUUGUUGUCAACCGGUUCAAACAAGGUAGAUGGGGCACUAGGGGACCAGCAGCCUUCAAUGGACAAGAUACUUGUAUUUGGUGGAAAUGGCUUUGUUGGCUCACAUACAUGUAUAGAAGUGACUGAGCGUGGUCUGACUGUACAUAGUCUUAGCAGGAGAUCCGCCUUCACCUGGUUCUCUAAAGAGUGCAAUGGCUGGAGUGACUGCAAUGGUAUAAGAUUUUUUGCUUGUAGUUCUAUGAGUUUAGGACAGUAUAAGAACUAUAAUCGUAAAAGGAAAUCCGAGGGAAGUUAUCAAAUUCUCUACCUCAAAUUGCCUGUGGCCAGAUUGUGUAUGGUCUUUUAUGAUGUAAUUUCAUUGCUAUCAGGCUUAGACAUGUUUUCUAUCUUUGCCCAACAAUAUAUAUUGAUCAACACGAUGUGUAUGCAUAAAAAUAAUCUCUCUUUUGCUAACACAACUUCUUAUCUAUAUUCAUUGUCACUGCAAUCCUCUUUAAGGCAAAGCAACCAAAUUGCCUCCCCUGCUGCUCUUCUGUACUCUUUUCUUUGUUGGACUUGGAAAAAGAUGGGCACCUGUCAAGAUGUAAAUUAA